ACUUAUUCAUCUCCUCUGCCGCCCACCUGUACCCGGUGUUGUCCCGGUGCGCAGUCCUAGCGCGGAGAGCUCCGCUCCCAGGGCCAGCCCAGCGCAGUUACAGCGUCUCAUGGGUCUCACCGCUCCGACAGCUGGGGCUGCCCGCGCUGUGGUUGACCUUCACAGAACUCUGGAGCGGGGCCUCGGCACCAACCCAGGUCUUAGAAGCCUGAGGUACACCACUGCUACCGGGUGUAUCACCGCAGAGUCCUGAGCCCGCGACCUAGGGGCGCGGGCAGAGAGCAGCUUCCAUGGCGGAAACCCCGAAAAAGAAAUCAGACCCGCUCACGCCGCGGAGACCCCGCCGAGCCUCUAGGGGGCGCCAUCGCGGCGCGCCGCUGUGCGCCGGGGCACGCUGCCGCUUUAAGCGCGCUCCCCCAGACGUCAUAGCGGGGUUCACGUAUGUGCGCUGCCUACCUUGUUGGUCACCAUUGACCUUCGGGACGGGCUGUUCGUGGCAGCUAUUGGCUAGAGCGUGGCAAGUGCUGCUCUCUGGUUGGUGAGUGGUGGCUUGCUCCCGCCCCGGCGGUGCCCAGCAGGUUCCGUUGCGCACUGGUCGCUAGUUCCUGUAGUAGGCCUCCGCGCGGAGAAGGGCCCGGGACGAGCGGCGGGAGCGGAGCGGGCGGACGGCCAUGGCGGCGGUGGUGUAGAGCUGGACCAGGCGGAGCAGUGGGGCCACCAUGAUUAUAGAGAACGUGGACGCUCUCAAGUCGUGGCUGGCCAAGUUGCUGGAGCCGAUAUGUGAUGCAGACCCCUCAGCCUUAGCCAACUAUGUUGUGGCACUAGUCAAGAAAGACAAGCCAGAGAAAGAGCUGAAAGCUUUCUGUGCUGAUCAGCUGGAUGUCUUUCUGCAAAAAGAAACUUCAGGUUUUGUAGAUAAACUUUUUGAAAGCCUGUACACAAAGAGUUACCUUCCCUCUCUGGAACCCUCGAAAGCAGAAGCUAAGCCUGCAGGUCAGGAAAAAGAAGUAGUCAAGGAGGAGUUGCCUCUGAAGCAGAAUUUCCAAGAGGCAGUUGAAGAGGAGCGGGAGAGCCGGAAGAAGAAGUACUCCAGUCCGCAGAGAAGCCGUACAGAUUCCAGUGAGCAGAGAUCCAGAGACAAAAAGAGAGAUGAUGGGAAGUGGAGGGACUAUGACAGGUACUAUGACAGGAGCGAGCUGUACAGGGAGAAGUCGAGCUGGCGGCGUGGGCGCAGCAAGAGCCGCUCCAAGAGCAGGGGGAUGAGCCGGAGCCGCAGCCGCAGCCGGGGCAGGAGCAAAGACCGCGAUGCGAGGAGUGCUGGGCAAAUUCAGGUCUGUUGGAAAAAUAAGAGGCACAGAUUACAACAGAUUUCCACGCCUGUUGAGACCACGUUAGUUAAGGGCGGGGAGCACCGAGAGAGAUCAAAGUUCAAGAGUGAAAGGAACGAUGUUGAGGUCUCCUAUAAUCCAGUUCCCGUAUCUUCCAAUAAAUCAUCUGAGCAGUAUUCCUCUGCACAGUCUAUCCCCAGUACUGUCACUGUCGUUGCACCUGCACACCACCUUGAAAAUACAACAGAGAGCUGGUCAAAUUUCUAUAACAAUCACAGCAACCCCAGUUCCUUUGGCAGAAACCCUCCUCCUAAAAGAAGAUGUCAAGAUUAUGAUGAGCGAGGAUUCUGUGUGUUUGGUGAUCUUUGCCAGUUUGAUCAUGGAAGUGAUCCUUUAGUAGUAGACGAAGUUUCUUUGCCAAGUAUGAUUCCUUUUCCUCCACCACCUCCGGGACUUCCUCCUCCUCCUCCUGGUAUGCUCCUACCCCCUCUGCCAGGUCCAGUGCGGAAUAUGAGGCUGCCAGUUCCACAGGCUCACCCACAGGCACCACCUCCUGUUGUCCUUCCUGUACCAAGACCCCCAUUAACGCAGUCCAAUUUGAUCAACAACCGUGAGCAGCCUGGGACAAGUGCAGUGCCCAACCUGGCACCUGUGGGAGCAAGGCUGCCUCCUCCUCUACCCCAGAACCUGCUCUACACAGUCUCAGAACAUACAUAUGAGCCAGAUGGCUAUAACCCUGAAGCUCCCAGCAUUACCAGUGCUGGGAGAUCCCAGUACCGACAGUUCUUUACGAGAGCACAAACGCAGCGUCCCAAUCUAAUUGGCCUAACAUCUGGGGAGAUGGAUACAAAUCCAAGAGCUGCCAAUAUUAUCAUCCAGACUGAGCCUCCCAUUCCCAUCACAAAUAACAGCAGCAACAUCACUCGAGUUGUCCUGGAACCAGACAGCAGGAAAAGAUCUCCAAGUAGCAUGGAGUGUCCACCAUUAAAGAAGCCUUGGCUGGGAAAGCAAGCAAACAACAACCAGAGUAAGCCAGGAUUCUUGAAGAAGAACCAAUAUACAAAUACUAAACUGGAAGUGAGGAAAAUUCCCCCAGACCUGAACAACAUCACACAGCUCAAUGAGCACUUCAGCAAGUUUGGAACUAUUGUGAACAUUCAGGUUGCUUUCCAGAAUGACCCUGAGGCAGCUCUAAUUCAGUACUUGACUAAUGAUGAGGCCCGGAAGGCCAUUUCCAGCACAGAGGCCGUUCUCAACAACCGCUUCAUCCGAGUGCUGUGGCACAGGGACAGUGAGCAGCAGUCCCCAGUGCUGCAGCAGCAGCAGACAUCCACUCAGCCUCUCCACCACCAGCUUCACCUUCAGCAGCAAGCCCUGACCACAACACCCACUGUGACCAUGCACAGCAAUCUCUCAAAGGUGAUGAACAAACCCCUGGCAUCUGGUGCCUAUGUCCUUAAUAAAGUCCCUGUGAAACGUCGCCUUGGAGCAGCAAGUGGAAACCAGUCUGACCUGAGCCAGACUGGGGCUGUGGUAGAGGAUUCUCAGAUGUUUCCUACUCCCACAAGCCACUCAAAAAUGGUUUACAGUGCUUCACAUCUAAAGACACCUGGGAAGCCUGGUGCAGGGUCUAAACCCCAUGAUGUGCAAGAAGUCCUUAAAAAAAAGCAGGAGGCAAUGAAACUCCAACAAGACAUGAGGAAAAAGAAGCAGGAGAUGUUAGAAAAACAAAUAGAAUGCCAGAAGAUGUUGAUAUCCAAGCUGGAGAAAAACAAGGCCAUGAAACCAGAAGAAAGAGCAGAAAUAAUGAAGACCUUAAAAGAAUUAACAGGAAAAAUAUCUCAGUUAAAGGAUGAAUUAAAAACUUCGUCUACAACUUCUACAACAUCAAAAUUGAAGUCCAAGACAGAGGCACAAAAAGAACUUCUAGAUGCAGAGCUGGACUUCCAUAAGAGACUCUCUUCUGGAGAAGACACGACUGAGCUGAGAAAAAAGCUCAACCAGCUACAGGUUGAGGCUGCACGCUUGGGGAUCUUGCCAUCUGGCCGCGGGAAGACUUCGCCAGCCCAGGGGAGAGGCCGGGGCCGGGGCCGCGGUGGCAGAGGCAGGGGCAUGUUGAACCACAUGGUAGUGGAUCAUCGCCCAAAAGCACUGACAGUGGGAGGCUUCGUGGAACAGGAGAAAGAUGAAUUGUUACAGCACUUCUCUAAAUUUGGAGAUAUUGAAGACCUUCAGGAGGAGGAUUCCCCAUUAAGUGUUGUCCUGACUUUUAAAUCUCGCUCAGAAGCUGAGAAUGCUGCUAACCAAGGAUCUCACUUCAAAGACCGAAGGCUACAGAUAUCAUGGUACAAACCCAAGGUACCUUCAGUGUCCACUGAGAUCGAGGAAGAGGAAUCCAAGGAAGAGGAAACUGAAACCUCAGAUUUAUUUUUGCACGAAGAUGAUGAUGACGACGAUGAAGACGAGGAUGAAUCACGUUCUUGGAGAAGAUGAAACUUGAUGUUGGAAAUGUAUAAUUUUAGGAAUAUAGUUCAAGCUACACCUUUUAAACAUUUAUUUAAGGAAGUCGAUGAGCCAAAAAUAGCUUUACUUUCUUUUCAAACCACAAGGUGUAAAGUGAGCAAAGUUGGUUACAAAAUAUUUUGGAUCUAGAGCUGUGAUACGAAGCUAGCCAAAGGCCCAGUGACUUUUUACAUCCUUACCAAGCUCACCAGGCUGGUGAUAUUUUCUAUUUAAGAAGGAUAAAAAGAGAGAGGGGAGUAAGAAAUAGUUGGUAUUUUCUUGUCCUCUUUGUGUCACCUGUAUUACCUUGGUUUGGGUUUUUUAUAAUGUCGUUGAUUUGUUGGGUUCUAAUUGAAAAGCUACUCCAGGUUUUAUUCAGCAAUAUUCUGGAGCUGGGGGGAAAGACACAAACUUUCAUUAAAUGUUAUGAAAGAAAAAAUGGCCUCAUCUGCUAUUUGAGAAGGGGAAACAAUGUAUUUCAAGUGGAAUCACUUGUCAUAGGAAUUUUGUGGCUAGAUCAGUAAAUUUAUUGCAGUGUCUGAAGGCCACCUGGCUUUGUGUUGGACUGCUUAUUCGUGAGAGGAGCUGGAAGAAGCAAUUUAACAGGGUAUUGUCGUGUCAUUGUCCCAGGUCACUGUUUGUUCAACUUCUGCUCCGCAGAAAAGACCAGCAACGGCACCUGCUGGAGUGAAUUUUCACUCCCUCUGGUUCCCUGCUGUAGUUUCAGGGUAAGGUUUAUGUUAGACUCUGUUUACUGUGUUUCAGUGUUGGUGAGCAGGAAUGUAAUGUUUCAUACUGAAAAACAACUAAACUGGCAGCUGCCUGCCAGCUCUUCGUCCUCUCCCUGUCACCAGCACUUUGAUCUUCAACCCUAAUCCAUUAAAUGCUCAGAGCAAAAUGCUUUUUAGCCAAGGCAGUGUUGGUGUCAUGCUUCAAGACCAGUGUUAAACCUGUACUGGAAGUUGCCAGUCCCUAGAGGAGUGUUCAGAAUGGGACUUGAGAGGUUCUGAGCUUACCUUAAAGAUGAGCCUCAUUCCAUUCUCCUUUGCCUUAGUGGUGUUCCAUUGUAAGAACAGCUCCCAUGAAUGGGGUGGCUCAGCAGCAAUGAGGAUGACAGGGUCAGGUGCCUGAGCUGUGCAUCUCCACUGGGACAGCUCCUGUAGCUCUGAGGUCUUCUCCAGGUAGCCUUUCCUUGCCUGCCCCUUGGACUGUGCAGGUUCAGCACAUUGCAGGUGCAUUUCUACAUGAGAUAAACAGCUUCUGGGUGCAGAAAUGUUCUCCUCUGAUGCACAAAUGCUCUCUUCCUGGAAAUAAUCAGCUUAGCAAGUUGCCAGCUGAGGGAAGAUGCCCCACAAGCCCUCUAAACGGCUCUGAGCUUGGCAGGUGGCCUAUAGCUGAGCAUGAUUUGAGGUCUCCAAACUUUGAUACUUUUCUGCCAUGGUGAUGGAUCAAAGCUCAAGCCAGCAUCACUUUGUGUCCUUGCCAUCGAAGAGAAUGUGUCUCAGUAUUGUCUCUGUGUUCAACCUCACCUCCAUAUAAUUAGGACUUCCCUGCUGAUUGAGACUAAGUUGCAGACAGGAGGGCAGCCACUCCAACAUCCUUACACAUCUUGCUUUUCUCCCAUCACCUCCAGUGUUUUAUUUCAAUGUCUGUGGCUCACUACAUUUUGAAAACUCCAUUGCAAACCUAUCUGAGUGCUGACAGUUUAAAAAGUCAUCGAGGGAACAAAAGGAUUUCUAUAUUUUCUUUGUACAGAGCUUUUUCUUAAACUGUAUAAUUUUGUAAAUACUUUUGCUUUUUUUGUGUACUAAAACUACCAGCCUAUAGAUUUCCAUGAGAACUGUUGUAUUUUUGUAUUUGGAGAAUGAAAACCGCAGUGAAUGGAUGAAAGCUGUAAGAGCAAUGGCAGUAGCCUUGGCACAGGUAGAAUGGGAUUCCUUUUCAUAUGGUUUUUCAUUUGGGGUGGCCCUGCCUGGCUGGCUCCCUGUUCAGGGGCACUUUGGGCCAGAGGGAGGCAAGUGGUGGCUUCAGCUGGUGAAUUUGUGAGAGCUUCAUCUGAUUUCUGGGUUGGGUUAAUUCCUCUUUACAGGACACGCUGGCAGGCUUCCAUAAAUCCUCUGGUGACAUCCCAAACAUGAUGAUUUCUAGGUGCUGAGGCACAGAAUUGUGCCCCUGAACCUGGCUCGUGUGUGGAUAGUAAGCUGUGGGGUGGUUGGGAGUGCAGGUGGUGGGCAGGACAGCAGUGCCUGGCUUGGGGGUGUAGGGAGCAGGAAAGCUUUUUGAAGUCACCUUCUUUUUGCCACAGCUUAGGGACUUAUCUGGAUUUAAGACUCUAUUGUGCUGCUUGAAGAUUUCUGUUCAGUAGGUAACACAACAGCACUUCUUGCUUGCCAUGGCAACACUUCCCUGAAAAGAAUCACCUGUGCUUUGAAGGGGUACCCUGGGCAAACUCAGAGCCAGCAUCACCACUCCUAUGCCCGGCCAGGGCCUUCACCCUGUGUGUGGGUUAGGUGUCAUCAGCCUGAACUUGGGCUGCAAACACUGCAAGAGGAGCAUGUGGUAAAGUAAUGAAACAAAGUCCCUGUCAGGAAGGAUUCUCCCUCUUUGAGUUCACCUGAGAGGGGAGGGCGAGGGGGUGGAAGUAAGAGCAAAGCAAGAGUUGAACUUAUCAGUGUGGAACCAGCUGCUGCUGCUUUGUGCUACCAAAUCAUGUGAAAAGGAACGGAGCCCUUGCUGUACAGUGACCCUGUACCAUAGUUUUUACAGAUGUGAACUUGUGUAAUAGCACCCUAGGAGAUAUUGUUGGAUUUCUAACUGUUUAUACAUUAAAUUCCUAUCUGUAAUGUUUGUUUUAUUGAUUACAAGCUGAAUUUCUAAGAUGCAUGUUGACUUUUUUUUUUGCAAUAAAGAUACAGUGGAAUGGUUCAAGAUCUAGAAAAAAACAAAGCAAAUUCUAACUGCAAUUAGAGAACAGAACCAUUCCAAACCAUUACAACCAUCACCAAAA
Messenger RNA from Pogoniulus pusillus (Red-fronted tinkerbird), 6837 nucleotides. It is a transcript of the gene RBM27, whose product is annotated as RNA binding motif protein 27. The record is from RefSeq and is a predicted model, not a curated record. Gene Ontology annotation, biological process: mRNA processing. Lineage: Eukaryota; Metazoa; Chordata; Aves; Piciformes; Lybiidae. Bases 720 to 3821 code for a protein of 1033 amino acids. Gene Ontology annotation, molecular function: metal ion binding; RNA binding. The transcript has 22 exons. Gene Ontology annotation, cellular component: nucleus.